AUGACAGGAACAGACGUGUUUGGAAUUACAGUACCUCUUAUUACCAGUACUACUGGAGAUAAACUGGGAAAGACUGCUGGCAAUGCAGUUUGGCUAAACAGAGAUAAGACUUCUCCAUUUGAGCUGUAUCAGUUUUUUGUCAGACAACAAGAUAACAUAGUUGAAAAAUACCUGAAACUCUUCACCUUCCUUCCCCUUGAGGAGAUUGACCACAUCAUGGAGAUGCAUGCUAAAGAACCUGAAAAAUGGGGCCCUCAGAAACGACUUGCUGCAGAAGUAACCAAGCUUGUUCAUGGUAGAGAGGGGCUAGAAUCUGCUAAGAGGUGUACUCAGGCCCUUUAUUACAGCAGCGUGGAGGCACUGGAAGCUAUGUCUGACCAAGAGUUACAGGAACUUUUUAGACAAGCUCCUUCAGCUGAAUUGCUGCUUGAACCUGGAACGAAUGUUCUUGAUUUGUGUCGCAAAGCAAACGCCAUUCCAGAUGGACCUAGUGGGUACCAGAAAAUCACAGAUGGUGGAGUUUCAAUAAAUGGGAUUCGAGUAACUAAUCCAGAGACUGUUCUUAUUCUCGGACAGCAUAUUCUCAAGAACGGAGUAUCCUUGCUUAGGAUUGGAAAGAAAAACUACUACGUUAUAAAGUGGCUGCAGUUGUGACAACAGAACGUCUCCCUAAAACGACUCUAGAAUUUCAGCUCUGUUGCUAAAAGACGUACUUGAAGAUAUUUCUAUACCGUGCAUUACUACACAGCUCACAGACUGCCCGAUACCAUGGUUUCAUUCUCAAAAUACACCAACAGAGUUCAAAUGAAGGCAGCUAA
Leptosomus discolor (cuckoo roller) is the source of this 818-nucleotide messenger RNA. The record is from RefSeq and is a predicted model, not a curated record. NCBI's taxonomy places the organism in Eukaryota, Metazoa, Chordata, Aves, Leptosomiformes, Leptosomidae.